This is a messenger RNA of Nerophis lumbriciformis (worm pipefish), 3951 nucleotides long. The record is from RefSeq and is a predicted model, not a curated record. NCBI's taxonomy places the organism in Eukaryota, Metazoa, Chordata, Actinopteri, Syngnathiformes, Syngnathidae.
AUGGCGCGUUAUAACCUGGGGCCGAGACCACUUCGACUGGGGCUCGUUUGGCUCGUUCUGAGCGUCCUACACGGAAAUGUCCGGUGUCUUAACGGCGACGAGGACCAAAACCAGGACACCGAUUGCAAGACGAAGAGUGUCACCGUAUCCGCGCUGCCCUUUUUGAGGGAAAACGACCUGAGCAUCAUGCAUAGCCCGUCAGCCUCUGAACCGAAGCUUCUCUUUUCCGUUCGAAAUGAUUUUCCUGGAGACGUCGUGGUAGUGGACGACUUGGAAAACACCGAGCUCCCAUUUUUCGUCCUCGAGAUUUCCGGGAAUUCAGAGGACAUCCCUUUGGUGCGAUGGAGGCAGCAGUGGCUAGAGAACGGAACUUUGCUCUUUCACAUACACCACCAGGAUGGCAGCCUUAGCCUCCCUGAACCAACUGAAGACACAGCAAACACCUCAACAAAGGAGGAGCUCCGCAUUCUGCAUAUCUCAGUGAUGGGUGGGAUGAUUGCCCUUCUGCUGUCCAUCCUGUGUUUGGUUCUCAUCCUGUACACCCGCCGACGCUGGUGUAAACGCCGCCGGAUCCCCCAGCCUCAGAAGAGUGCCAGUGCUGAGGCAGCUAAUGAGAUCCAUUAUAUCCCCUCAGUGCUGAUGGGAGGCCAGGCCCGAGAGAGCUUGAGGAACUCGCGGGGUCAGGGGCCAAACUCCAGUGGUACCCUCAGUAUCAGAGAAACUCCAAUUCUGGAUGGGUACGAGUAUGACAUUACAGACCUGCGUCACCAUCUGCAGCGAGAGUGCAUGAACGGCGGUGAGGAAUUUGCAAGUCAAGUCAGUCGAACCCUUGACUCCCUGCAGGGCUGCAAUGACAAGAAUAAUAUGGACCUAACUCCUGUGAGUGAUACCAAGUUGGCCCUGAUGAACAAAUAUAAAGACAAUAUAAUUGCUACCAGUCCAAUCGACAGUAACCACCAGCAGAACACCUUGCUUCCACACAACACCUCCACCAGCCAGCGCAAGCGUCUUUCCAGCAACAAUCGCUCAGGUUCAAAUUUCUUGAACCCAGACGGAGACUCUGGCACUGAGGCUGACAGCGAGCCUCAGCUGGCUUUUUAUACUGACCCAAACCGCAGUCGACGCCGGAGUCGAGGUAUGAGAAAUGGUAACGCCAACAGCGCAUGGGGCUCAGGGGCAGGUUCCCCGCGGAGUCCUAUCAAUAAGACCACACUAACUCUAAUCAGUGUCAUCAGCUGUGUGAUGAGCCUGGUAUACUGCUCUCACAUAUCCUGCAGCCUCUCUGUACGUGUAAUCCUCCAUGUGCCAGAGCACCUAAUCGCUGACGGGUCAAGGUUUAUUUUGCUGCAGGGAAGUCAGUUGGAUGCGUCUGACUGGCUGAACCCAGCACAAAUCUUGCUGUACUAUCAGCAGAAUGCCAGUGGGCCAUGGGUGAAUGAACUGUGUGGGCGACGCCUGCUGGACCCUUGUGAGCACCAGUGUAAUCAAGAAACAGGGGAAUGUAUUUGCCUAAAUGGCUACAUGAAGGAUCCUGUCCACAAGCACCUCUGCAUCCGUAGUGAAUGGGGACCUAAUCAGGGGCCUUGGCCUUACACUAUCUUUCAGCGUGGUUUUGAUCUUGUGAUGGGAGAACAACCUUCUGAUCGCAUUUUCAGAUUCACGUAUACCUUAGGAGAAGGGAUGUGGCUGCCCUUAAGUAAAAGCUUUGUGAUCCCACCUGCGGAGCUUGCCAUCAACCCCUCUGCUAAAUGCAAGACAGAUAUGACAGUUAUGGAGGAUGCUGUGGAUGUAAGGGAAGAAUUGAUGAUCAGCUCUUCCUUUGACUCCUUGGAAGUUCUUUUGGACUCAUUUGGACCUGUCAGAGACUGCACCAAAGACAAUGGAGGCUGUAGCCGUAAUUUUCGCUGCAUAUCUGACAGAAAACUUGACUCAACUGGAUGUGUGUGCCCCCCAGGGUUGAGUCCUAUGAAGGAUGGAAGUGGAUGCUAUGACCACCACAUUGGUAUUGAUUGCUCUGAUGGGUUCAAUGGAGGUUGUGAGCAGCUGUGUCUUCAGCAACUGGCUCCUCUGGAAGACGAUCCAACUCUUUACAACAUUCAGAUGUUCUGCGGCUGUAUUGAGGACUACAAGCGGGGGCCAGAUGGGAGAUCUUGCCUGCCGUUAUCUGAUGUCUGCUCAGACGGAGUAGACUGUGCUGAAGCUACGGACAUUCCAGCUAAUCAGACUGUGUUUGGUGACCUUUUUUAUGGAUACAACAAUCAAACCAAAGAAAGCACCUCUGGGCAAAUCCUCAAGGCCACAUUCAGACAAAAAAAUUUUGCUCGAGGUAUCGAGCAGCAACUUCCAGACGGAAUGGUGGUGGCAUCUGUGCCAACAGAAGUUCAGUGUCACGAGGACCUUUUAGACCCUGUGCCAGACCCAGAAUACCUCACAGGCAUGGUGAACUACAGUGAAGUCUCUGGCUACCCACUAGUGCAGCGUUGGAGUCUUCGCUCUGUUCUCUACCAUGUCAAACUCAAUCAGUGGGUCUUAUCUCAAGCCUUCAGCUCAGCGAUCCAUUCACUGGAUGGAGCAACACAGCGGAGUGACUUUGUAUCCAUCUUAAAAGAGUUUGGGAACCACUAUGUGCAGGAGGCCAUGUAUGGGUUCCAAGAGUCCUGUACAAUUUGGUACCCCAACAAGCAAGUUCAGAGACAACUGUGGCUUGAAUACCAGGACAUCAGCAAAGGCAACUCACCUUCUGAGGAAUCAGAGGAGCAUGACAAGGAACCUAGGACUUUGACGUACCCUGCAUACAUUGCUAGCCUGCUGGACGCAGGAGCCAAGCGGAUGGCAGCCGGGGUCAGGAUGGAUUGCACCAGCCAGGGCCAAUGCCCUCGUUCAUGCCAUCUCUGCCAUAUGAGCCCGAGGGCAGCUCAAGGGAGACAGCAAUCCGAGCCUGUUCUAUUGCAAAUCACUAAGGCAACGCCUAUCUAUGAAUUGGUGUCCAACAACGAGACAUACCAGGCUCUUCAAGAGGCAAUGAUGAGCAUGCUGUGGUGUUCAGCGAGGGGAGACGUAAUUGAUGACUGGUGUCGGUGUGAUUCCAGUGCCUUUGGAACCGAUGGACUCCCUACUUGCGCACCACUUCCUCAACCAAUGCUGAAACUGUCCUACACUUAUGAGCCAAGUAGCUCAUUACUCAUCAUGGAAUGGAACCACACAGAGCCGCCUAUUGGUGUUCGGGUCAUUGAUUAUCUCAUUAGCCAAGAAAAGGUGACUGAGAGGACCGACCACUCGAAGGUUGAGACAGAAACGCUGUUGAGCUUCGUGGAUGACAUCUUGUCUGGUGCCAGGUCUCCAUGCGUGAUGUUGGGAGACAUCCCAAACCUCCUGUCAUCAUCUGUCAGCAUGAUUGUACGCUGUCUGGAGCCUGAUACCACUUAUAUGUUCCGGCUAUGGGCAGUUGACAACACCGGGCGCCGCUCCAGCCCGAGUGAGGUCACCAUUAAAACCCCAUGUCCAACUGUGGAUGACGUCAAGGCUCAAGAAAUUGCUGAUAAAAUCUAUAACCUGUUUAAUGGGUACACCAGUGGGAAGGAGCAACAGACAGCAUAUAAUACUCUGAUGGACCUAGGUGCCCCAGCUCUUCAUCGAGUCCUCUAUCACUACAAUCAGCGCUACGAGAGCUUCGGAGAGUUUACCUGGAGGUGUGAAGAUGAGCUAGGGCCCAGGAAGGCUGGCCUCAUUCUCUCACAGUUAAAUGAACUGUCCCCCUGGUGUAAAGGCCUUCUUCAGGAGCCCAAGAUUGGACUUCGCAGGAUGUCUCUCAAGUUCCUUUCGUGUCGCUACACUGACACCAAGGCUUUUGGGAUGAACUGGGCAGAUAUGGGCCAGGACGUGCACAAGGCGUGUGAUGAGCAAAUACUCACAGUCAUGUAUAAUGACUAUGGUGAGCCCAAGGAGAUCUAA